Molecule: messenger RNA, 3595 nt
Organism: Lymnaea stagnalis (great pond snail)
Lineage: Eukaryota; Metazoa; Mollusca; Gastropoda; Lymnaeidae
Source: the annotation of a GenBank genome assembly
AUGACAGCACUAAAAGAUCCAAAGGAAAAGGUUCAUAAAGCUGCCCUCCAUGUCUUUCUACCUGCUCUGGGAAUGUGGUCAAGAGAACUUGGUCGCCUGGAGCACCAUCUCAUGCAUAACCUACUUAAACACUUGGAGGACACAGUUAAGGCAACUCCAUAUUAGCCCAUCUGGGGCAUCUUUUCUUAUGCUCAAAAUGCUUUUUUUUUAAAAUGUGCCAGGCACCUUCAGCAUGAAUUUUAGUUUAUGAGCUAGCUUUAAAUCAUUUCUUAAUAUAUUUAGUGUUAUUAGGUUAAAAAUAAAAUUGAAUAGGAUUAAUUUUAAAAAAUAGGUAAAUUAUCAAAACAUUGCCUGUUUACGUGAUAUUAUAUUUAUUACCUUUUCCAAAUGUAGUUGGCCUAUUAUAAAUGUAGAAAUAUUUCCUAAUGAAUAAAAUUAUUUAGUUUCAGAACUUUGAUGUACAACCACAAAAAUUUUAAAAAAUAAUUCCAUUUUAAUUUUAUUAAUUGAAGUAAUGCUCCUAACAGUGGUUGAAAAAAUGUUUUAAGAUUUAUUCUCUGUGCCAGUAAGGUAUCACUAUCAUUAAGUCACCCCUAUCACCAUAAGUUAAUUAGAGGGAGUAGAAAUUUUAUUAGAAGCUUGGAUCAUUGAGUCCCUGUCAGUGCUGAAUGUGCCUGGUCACUUUGCCCUUAACCAGAACCAUAUCUAGUGCCAUAUAAAAUGCACAUUUAAUAUAUUAAAAAGCAAACCUUGCCAAUGUGUUUAACCAAAUAAAGUUUUGGGGGAGCGUUAAACAAAAAAGAAGUGUAUGGCCUGCCAUAAGCAAUUUUCUAAUAGUUCUCUUAAAAUUUUAAUUAUUAUGAGUACAAAAUGAAGAGGGAAAUAUAAAUAACAGGUUUUGAAAUAAGUACAAGGAAUAAACAAACUUAAUUUGGAAAAAAAGUCAUAAUUUUAAUCAUAUUAAUUCUGAUUGUGGCUGUUAUUAUCUUUAUCAGGCUAUGGAUUUUAUAAGGCAUCACUUUUAGCCAUUUUAAGGGAAAGUAUUUUGCUUCUGAACAAUAAUGAAUUUAGUUACAGGAUCUUUUACUUGGUUGCAUACACAUUAGCAAGGAGUGUAUUUACCCAUGUGUUAGAUGGACAAGCUGAAAAUAAUGCGUAGUAAGUAAACCAGCAGAUUCAGUUCAUAAUUAAAUAUUUAUAUAGUUUCAUGUAUCCAAAAGUUUUAGUAUAUUUUAUAAGGUCCUCACCACUGAAGCACAUUGUGAGUGCUGAGGCUUUAUAAUGAAAUAUACAGUAUUUGACUUGGAUAAAAUCCUCUAUAAGAAGUAAUGAAUACAAUUGUUAUAAAAUCUGCAACAAAUCAUGAAAAGGCGUAAUUUACAGCUGUAUAGGAAAUACUGGUUUAUUUUGAAUAUGAAAUAAACAUUUUGAAUCUGUAACUUUUAAGCCAUAACAGCUUUUUAAAUUUUGAAGUAAUGAUUUUCUAAACUUAGAUGUUAAUUUUCUUGAAGUUCAAUAACAAAAAGAGGUAAUGUGUUUAUUAAAAAAAAUUAUCCACUGAAAAUAAAUUUCCAUUGCUGCAUUCUGUUUUAUUCCUACUUUUUUUUUACAUCACUGUUAUCAUAAAAAGAAAAAAAACAAAAGAAAUGGAACACACUUUGGGUUGGGCAAAGAAGUAAAAAAAAAAAUGCGUACAUUAAAAAUAAUUUUUUUUUUAAUAACUUAAUAGAAGUAUAUUUUUAUUUUAAGUUGAAAAAAAAAAAAAAUUCCUCCUAAAAAACUGGAUUUUCAAUCCUUCUAGCCACUUUUUGAAUGUUCAUUAAAAAAAAAAAUUAGUUAAUUAAAAAUAAUUUUUUUUUUUAAUAACUUAAUAGAAGUAUAUUUUUAUUUUAAGUUGAAAAAAAAAAAAAAAUUCCUCCUAAAAAACUGGAUUUUCAAUCCUUCUAGCCACUUUUUGAAUGUUCAUUCAUUUGAAAAAUGUUGAAAAUCACUAGUCUGGACAAUACUAUCUUAUGUUAAUUAUGAAUAGUAACAAAUUAUUUUAUAAUUAAUAACUUAGCUCGCUGUAAUCAUCUUGCAGGCUUUAGUCUCACAGGCCACAUCAUUUUGAGAAGACAGGCAAUUAAAGUAUUUUAUUAUCUGUAAUUGUAUUUGUUGUGUCUACAAGCUACAAGUUAACAUAAGAGCUUUGAUCUGUAGUGAAAGCCUUCUAUUUUUUUUUUAAAAACUCAAUGUUUGCUUUGAGGUAUUAUUUGAGUGCUUUAUUUGUCCAACUCCAAAGUUUUUCAAUUAUUUUUUUUUCUUUAAGAAAUCCAACCAUUGAAAAUAAAAUCUCUUUCCACCCUGCUUAAGUCCAUGGAGUCAGUGUUUCUUUUAAAUAACUAUACAAUGCUUUUCACCAAGCCAUGCUGCUCACCUCCCCUUACAUCACCAAUCCUGUUCAGUUUACGGGGUCUUCUGAGCUAAAAAUAUGACUGAUUGUGAGAUUUGGAAUUUUUAUUAUACUCAUUUUUUGUCUCCAAACGGAUGAAAUGUCAAUUUAACCUUUGUACUUACUUGGUUUAAUAAUUUUGUAUUUUAUUUUUAUUUUUAAAUUUCAAAAUGGCUUUUGAGCCUGCCAAUUAUGAAUUUUACAAUUCAUCUUCCUCUUUUGCACUUGUUAAUUGGUCAUAUGCUUUCCCCAUUAAGUCUAGAGCAGACGUGAGCAACCAUGGUCCUUGUCUCCUCAGCAUCUUCAUAGUUGGUCUGCCAGACUUUGAAAAAUAAUCUUCUGACUUUAAAAUGUUGUUUGAAGAUUUUUCACUGUAAAAAAACUAAACUUUUUACAAAUAAAGCCUCAAAAGGUUUUUAUGCCUACAUGUAAUAUAAGAAGUAUUAUAUAAUAGGAUAUUGCAUACUUUUAUAUUAAAGUAUUGUAUGUGGCAUUACCAGUAGAGAUCUUUUACCUCCUGCCUUUGAUGUGCACCUCCAUGCUUUGGUAUUAGGGCUGGGUUGCACGUGUCUAAUUUACAUGACAAAAAUUUUCAUGUACUUAAUUAAGGAGUAUAACACAUACACUAGAUAUUUAUAUUUGACUGCCUGGUGUAUUUUGUGAAUUUUACUUUCUCAAGUUAAAGUGGUGGUCAGAACUCGUUUCAUACUUCAAAAAAAUAUAAGUAUCAAUCUUAGUGAAAAUUUCAAAUGAAAGAAUUCACAUAUUCUGUUUUCUUUACUGAAAUAUUGUAUUGAUUUGUGGCAUUACCAGUGGCCUAACUAGGAUAAAUGGUGCGGUGCGCCUGUAAAACCAUGAGCUCUUCUCAACUUUUAAAAACACUAUAUGUAAGUUCUGAAAUUUAAAAAAAUAAUUUGUCGGGUUUUUUCCUCUGGCCCCUUCAGCAGCCUUCUUUAAGUGAUGAUGUGGGCAUGUUCCCUGCCUGGCCCACCUAGUUACGCCACUGGUGAUUGCUUAUUUUAUCAUGUCUUAAAUAAAGCUGUUCUAAUGUGGAAACACAGUAUUUCUCCAUGGCAUAAAUUAUUAAUGUUUUCAACCUAGGGUGCUGUUACUGCUCAAAAGGUCAACAGCUCAACAUCCCUACCACUGAACGAGAGUCGGUUU